CGAGCGUAACAGGAAGGGAACAGAGGAGCCAGAGAGCGUCUCGCGGAUGGGAGCGCGCUAGAGGACGAGGACACGCCGAUGCGAGGAUGGUCGGGGGCCCGGAGGACGCCUCGUACACUCCCUGUCUGGCUCUGAAGCCUCCUCGUGUUCACAGAUACUAAAUGGAACAAACGGAAUCUUGGCUUUCGGCUGCCUGAGGAGAAUCGGCUUACGCAUGAAGAAAAUGGUCGAUCAAUCCGGGGGUCAGAAGUCUGUCGUGUGUGUGUGUGUGUGUAGAAUUUGAGGACUUGAGGACCGACCGACUGAAGGACCCGAGGAAUAAACGAAUAAAGAAAAACCCAGAGAAUAAAGACAACAAAUGGAACAUGAGCGAUGACAUAGAACGACCUUCGCUUGAUCCGCGCUCUGACUUUCAACACAGACGGGAUUAGUGGAACUGCAUUCUGGGGGGUGUCGGCGACCUUGACCCCCCGGCGUAUGGGAUUAUUUUCCACCAUGUUCUGGUAGCACCGGAAGCCCCUCUUCGUUUAUAGUUGAUUUCUGAGCCUACACAAUGCAAGCGGCUCAUUAAAUCCUUCGUGAAACGUCCUAGGGCGUCUUACAGUAGGUGCUGCACCCAUUUUUGCAUCUCUAGCGCUGUCCCGAACCUCAUCCACUCAUCUACUGGCUGUCGUGGACCCACUGUGUGGUGAUCAUGGGCUGCCGACAGAGCUCGGAGGAAAAAGAAGCGGCUCGACGGUCGAGGCGCAUCGACCGGCACCUUCGCUCCGAGAGCCAGCGGCAGAGGCGCGAGAUCAAACUGCUCCUCCUCGGUACCAGCAACUCGGGCAAGAGCACCAUCGUCAAGCAGAUGAAGAUCAUUCACAGCGGAGGCUUCAACCUGGAGGCCUGCAAGGAGUACAAACCCCUCAUCCUGUACAACGCCAUCGACUCCCUGACUCGGAUCAUCCGCGCCUUAGCUACGCUCAAGAUCGACUUCCACAACCCCGACCGCGCCUACGACGCCGUGCAGCUCUUCGCCCUGACCGGUCCGGCCGAGAGCAAGGGCGAGAUCACGCCGGAGCUUCUGGGCGUGAUGAAGCGCCUGUGGGCCGAUUCCGGAGUCCAGGAGUGUUUCCAGCGCUCUAAUGAGUAUCACCUGGAGGACAACACCGCCUACUACCUGAACGACCUGGACAGGAUCUCGGCGCUGGAGUACAUCCCCACCGUGGAGGACAUCUUACGCUCCCGUGACAUGACCACCGGCAUCGUGGAGAACAAGUUUACCUUUAAAGAGCUCACCUUCAAGAUGGUGGAUGUGGGAGGGCAGCGAUCAGAAAGGAAGAAGUGGAUCCACUGCUUCGAGGGCGUGACCGCCAUCAUAUUCUGUGUGGAGCUGAGCGGCUACGACCUCAAGCUUUACGAGGACAACCAAACGAGUCGCAUGGCUGAGAGUUUGCGCCUCUUCGACUCCAUUUGCAACAACAACUGGUUCACCAACACCUCGCUCAUCCUCUUCCUCAACAAGAAGGACCUGCUGGCCGAGAAGAUCAAGCGCAUCCCGCUGACCGUCUGCUUCGCCGACUACAAGGGCCAGAACACCUACGAGGAGGCGGCCGUGUACGUGCAGCGCCAGUUCGAGGACCUGAACCGCAACAAGGAGACCAAGGAGAUCUACUCGCACUUCACCUGCGCCACCGACACCAGCAACAUCCAGUUUGUGUUCGACGCCGUGACGGACGUGAUUAUCCAGAACAAUCUGAAGUACAUCGGGCUGUGCUAGGAC
Trichomycterus rosablanca is the source of this 1765-nucleotide messenger RNA. It is a transcript of the gene gnaz, whose product is annotated as guanine nucleotide binding protein (G protein), alpha z polypeptide. The record is from RefSeq and is a predicted model, not a curated record. Gene Ontology annotation, cellular component: heterotrimeric G-protein complex. Gene Ontology annotation, molecular function: G protein-coupled receptor binding; GTP binding; G-protein beta/gamma-subunit complex binding. NCBI's taxonomy places the organism in Eukaryota, Metazoa, Chordata, Actinopteri, Siluriformes, Trichomycteridae. Bases 695 to 1762 code for a protein of 355 amino acids. The transcript is spliced from 3 exons. Gene Ontology annotation, biological process: adenylate cyclase-modulating G protein-coupled receptor signaling pathway.